AUGGAGAGAAGAAAUAUUGUCGGUGCGCUUCUGCAGGCGUUGAUGGUGGUAGUGGCCCUCGCCGCUGGGGUGGCGACGGUCGGGGGCUCUCCGCCAGAGCCGAUCGUCAAGUGCAAGUCCGGCAAUUCCGAUUGCACCGUCACCAACGCCUUCGGCACCUUCCCCGACCGCACCACCUGCCGCGUCGCCGCUGUGGCCUACCCCGCCAAUGAAGCAGAGCUCGUGGCCGUCGUCUCCGCCGCGGCGGCAAAGAAGCAGCACAUGAAGGUGGUCACCGAGUACGGCCACAGCAUCCCCAAGUUGUCCUGCCCCGGUGGCCCCGCCGGCGCCGGGCUGGCCAUCAGCUCCCAAAAGCUGAACAGAGUGGUAGCCGUCGACGCCAAGGCCAGACGGAUGACCUUCGAAGCCGGCAUCACCCUGCAGCGGCUCAUCGCCGCCGCCGCCGCCGAGGGGCUGGCGCUGAGGUAUAAUCCCUACUGGCACGGAAUCACCCUGGGGGGCCUCCUCGCGACAGGCGCCCACGGCAGCUCCCUCUUCGGGAAGGGCUCCGCUGUGCACGAAUACGUGGUGGGAAUGCGGAUGGUAGUCCCCACCACCGCCCCCGCGGCCGGCGGAGUCCACGCCAGAAUCGUCGAUCUCCGAGAAGGGGACCCGGAUCUCUUGGCCGCCAAGGUUUCCCUCGGUGUUCUCGGCGUCAUUUCCCAGGUAGAAUAUACAGUCGCUACAGAAUAGAAACUGAAACACUAAGUUUAGCAAAUAGAAUCGUUGUCUCACCGGACUGGCCCGUUCGCAGGUGACGCUACAGCUGGAGCCGAUGUUCAAGAGGUCCAUCACCUACCGAACCCAGCGAGACCACGCCUUCGAGUCGACGGUGAGUUCAUUUGCCGCCACCACCGAGUUCGGGGACAUCGCCUGGUACCCCGGGCAGGAGAAGGUGGUGUACCGGGACGACGUAAGGCUGCCGUUGACAGCGCAGGGGAAGGGGAAGAACGACUUCGCGGGGUUUCAGCCGCAGCUGUCCGUGCUCAUCUCCGCGAUCCGAAAAUCAGGUCCGACAUUGAGAUAAAUCCUCCUCCAUUCUUCGACGAGGUUUCUGACCCGUCUGAGCUUCUGCUCUUCCCCCCGCAGAGGAACUGCUGGAGGAGACGGAGAGCUCAGACGGCAAGUGCCUCCUCGCCAAGAUCCAGGUGAACACCUUGCUCGCCACCGGCGCCGGCCUGAAGAACGACGACAGCCGUCUUAUAGACUUCACGGGGUUCCCCGUAGUCGGCAACCAAAGCGACAUGCAGUCGUCAGGCUCUUGCCUCACCGGCAAGGACGACGGACUCCUCACCGCCUGCGGCUGGGACCCUCGCCUGGACGGGUUCUUCUACCACCAGACGGCGUUCAGCAUCCCCAUUCCCACCGUCGCCGCCUUCAUUGCCGACGUGAAGAAGCUCCACGCCCUGAGGCCCGGUUCCCUCUGCGGGCUCGACCUCUACAGCGGGUUACUCAUGAGGUUUGUCCGCAACUCCACCGCCUUCCUGGGCAAGACGGCCGACUGUGCCGACUUCGACAUGACCUACUUCCGCUCGAACGACCCGGAGGACCCCCGCCUGGACCAGGACAUCCUCGAGGAGGUGGAGCAGAUGGCCUUCUUCAAGUACGGCGCGCUCCCACACUGGGGCAAGAACCGGCACGUCGGGUUCAUCGGCGUCAGCGACAAGUACGGCGAUAGGUGAGGGUUAAUCCGCCGCUGCUCCGAUCCCUCGACUUGCUGCUCCUCCGAUCUGAUCCGUGGUUUUUCCGGAAUGGCAGGCGGGACCGGUUCGUGGCGGCGAUGACGAAGUACGACAGCGAGGGGCUCUUCUCCUCCGACUGGGUCGACGCCGUGCUGGGCAUCCGGGGGAAGAGCCUGUCACUGGAGAAGGAGGGCUGCGCACUGGAAGGCCUCUGCAUCUGCUCUCGCGACGAGCACUGCUCGCCGGCGAAGGGGUACUUCUGUCGCCGGGGACUGGUUUACAAGGAAGCUAGGGUCUGCAGGAAAUCCGAGAAGGAGGACGACGCCCCCAUUGUUCACACGGAGCUUUAA
This is a messenger RNA of Spirodela intermedia, 2071 nucleotides long. Lineage: Eukaryota; Viridiplantae; Streptophyta; Magnoliopsida; Alismatales; Araceae. The record is from the annotation of a GenBank genome assembly.